UUUCUUUUGGCAGUAAAGCUUCCUUCUACUAUAUAUAACAUCAGUUAGAGCUCAAGAAAGCGGCAGACGGAACCGGCGUCCUCUCUUCUGCUUCAGCAUCUCCCUCCACUCGUUGCACCACAGAUGGCGAACGUUCCGGGGCAGUUGGUAUGGGAAAUCGUUAAGAAGAACAGCUCUUUCCUCGUUAAAGAGUUUGGCAGAGGCAAUGCCAGUGUUCAAUUUAGCAAAGAGCCUAACAACCUCUACAGCCUCAACUCCUACAAGCAUUCCGGGUUGGCAAAUCUUAAGACGGUCACCAUUCAGCCUGGAGGCAAAGAUUUGUCAGUACUGCUCGCGACAUCAAAGACAAAGAAGCAGAACAAACCAGCAAAUUCGCUCCACAAAUCCGUCAUGAGGAAGGAAUUUCCUCGCAUGGCCAAGGCUGUGACUAAUCAGGUAGCUGACAACUACUACCGCCCAGACUUGAAGAAUGCUGCCCUUGCUAAGCUAAGCGCAGUGCACAGGAGCCUCAAGGUCGCCAAAUCGGGUGUGAAGAAAGGGAACAGACAGGCUGUUAGGACCCGCGGUAGGAAGUGAAACAAUCGUUCAUAAGGAAAUUUUCUUCUAUCUGAGUUUUAUUUUUUAACCCUGUUUUCUAUUUUCUAAGGAGAGACAUCUAGAGGGCUUUUCUUUUAUUUCAAAAUUUCUGUACCCUACUUGAAAAUAGGGAUUUUUGACGAUUUUGGUUUAUAUUUGAGCACCUGCCCUUAAGAUUUAUGUUAAUUUCUUGUAGUCUAAAAAAGAUUGGUUAAAUUAUGAAAUAUUGAUACCAAGAUAUACUCUUUGGCUCAGCUUUUAUCUUAAA
Cucumis melo (muskmelon) is the source of this 844-nucleotide messenger RNA. RefSeq names its product 60S ribosomal protein L28-1-like. Gene Ontology annotation, biological process: translation. The transcript has 4 exons. Gene Ontology annotation, cellular component: cytosolic large ribosomal subunit; ribosome. The record is from RefSeq and is a predicted model, not a curated record. Lineage: Eukaryota; Viridiplantae; Streptophyta; Magnoliopsida; Cucurbitales; Cucurbitaceae. Gene Ontology annotation, molecular function: structural constituent of ribosome. Bases 124 to 576 code for a protein of 150 amino acids.